Molecule: messenger RNA, 1311 nt
Organism: Capsicum annuum
Lineage: Eukaryota; Viridiplantae; Streptophyta; Magnoliopsida; Solanales; Solanaceae
Exons: 3
Coding region: 1-1311 (436 amino acids)
Source: RefSeq, a predicted model, not a curated record
AUGUGUUUUAGCAGCAAAGAUAUAUUGAAACGGGCUGUGACAAUUUGGAGUUUGCACAAAAAUAAAAAAUUCAUAGUUGUAACAUCAAGCAAGAAACUAUGGAUUGUCAGAUGCAGGUUUCAUGAAUCAUUAGGUUGUCGAUGGUUUCUUCGAGGCCGUAAGUUUGGAGGUAGCCUUUGGAAGAUAGGAAAGUAUUUUGAUAAUCAUAGAUGUGAGACUGAAGGACUUACUAUAGGUCACGCUAACCUAGAUACCAAUUUAAUUGCAUCUUUGUUUCUAAAUCAAAUACGUAAAAAUCCCAAAUUGUUGGUAGUAGAUGUCAUUUCUAAGGUUUAUGAGAUAUUUGGUCAUCAAGUAACAUAUAAGAAAGCAUGGCUUGGACGUCAACGAGCAUUUAAAUUGAUGUAUGGUGAUUUUCAGAAAUCACUUAGUGAGCUUCCUAAGUUUUUUGCAGCUUUUCAACACUUUAACCAUGGAACAAUUGUAGAAUGGAAACACAAAGAGUCAAUGAGUUCGUUAGAGGUAAAAACGUUUAAAUUUGUAUUUUGGGCUUUCAAGCCAUACAUUGAUGGAUUUCGAACUUGUUGUCCAGUUAUUUCAGUAGAUGAAACCCAUUUGUAUGGUAAAUAUGAGAUAAAAUUAUUAAUUGCUGUUGGAAUUGAUGGAAAUGAUAACAUUCUUUCUCUAGCAUUUGCUAAUGUUGAUAGGGAAUCGAAAGAGGAGCCUCGGACCUUUCAUCGAUUUUGCGUAAGACAUCUUAAGAGUAACUUUCAAUCUUAUUUUCCAAAUAGGAAUCGUAGUGAUCUGAUGUGGAAUGCUGCAUCGGCUCAUCAAGUAAGGAAGUUUGAAGAUUUGAUGUGGGAAAUCAGGGAAGAAAAUGAAGAAGCAUAUGAAUAUCUCAUGCAAUUUCCAUUGGACAAAUGGACGAUUAGCCAUGAUGAUGGAAAAAGAUGGGGAGUGUUGACAACAAAUCUUUCAGAGUCUUUCAACGGCCUUCUAAAGAAAGAUCGAGGAUUGCCUGUCACUGCCAUGGUGAGACUUUUAUUGGAUCAAAUAGUUGAACGGAUAUAUGAGGUUAGAUCUAUUCAAGUUGAUGGUACUGGUGGUAAUCCUCAUUGUGUUUCACUAAAUGAUAAAAAAUGUGAUUGUGGAAAAUGGGCUAAUUUGCACUUUCCGUGUUCAUAUGUCAUGAAGGUUACUGAAAGAAUGGGAGGGCUAGAUAGAAAUUUUGUUAGCGAGCAUUUCACAACAGAGAAUUAUGUUGCUACAUAUUCUGGGUCAUUCUCACUGGUUGGGCAUGAGGCAUAUUAG